AGUUCUGUAAAAGUAGAGGUAUUAGCAGAUUUUUAAUGGACCAUUGUAGUAUAAGAUACAACUCAUUUCAUUACUGAAAAUAAAUUAGCCAUGGCGCUCGGUGCAUGCAACUAUGCAAGCUGGAAUGGAAUUAAAUUUGCAAGAGUCAAGAGGAAGGAAGGAAGGAAGAAGACCUGUUCGUGCCCAAAUUUCGAAGCCAACAAACAACCAACCGAAAAAUACUCACAAAUUCAUUGCCGAUACUUCCGCCAUCUCCUCCAUUGCCGUCGUUUGAAAUUCAGGUAGAACAUGUAGUAGUUGACGCCGCCCAAUGCCGUUCGUGAUCAUGGCGUCUCGUGCUCCUCCUCUUCUCCUCCUGCUGAUCGUGCUCUCUCUCGUCGUCUUAGCAGCAUUGCUCGCCGCCGCCGCCGCCGAUGCAUCCGCAGUGGCCGGAGGCGGCAGGAGCUCGCCGUCGACGACGACGUUCGUGCUCGCCGGGGAGCGGACGCGGCGGAAGGAUCCUCUCGAUGGGCUGAGGCUCUACUCCGGCGGGUGGAACAUCAGCGACGAGCACUACUGGGCCUCGGUCGGGUUCACGGUGGCGCCGGUGUUCGCCGCGGCCGCGAUCUGGUUCGUCGUGUUCGGCGUCUCGCUCUUCCUCGCCGGCUGCUGCUUCUGCUGCUGCCCCGGCAGCAGCCGCGGCGGCGGCGGCUCGUACUCCUGCACGGCGCUGGUCGUCUCCCUUGUCCUCCUCCUCGCCUUCACCGCCGCCGCCGCCGUGGGGUGCGGCGUGCUGUACGACGGGCAGGGGCGGUUCGACGGGAGCACGGCGGCGACGGUGGAGUACGUGGCGGGGAAGUCCGGCGACGCGGUGGCGAGCCUGAGGGGAUUCGCGAGCUCCAUGGAGGCGGCCAAGGCGGCCGGCGUGGGGCCCGUGUCGCUGCCGGCCAGCGUCAAGGGGAGCAUCGACGGCGUCGUGCGCAAGAUGAGCUCCGCCGCCGACGAGCUCGCGGCGCGCAUGGCGAGCAACGCCGCCAAGAUCCGAGACGCCUUGGAGACAAUAAGGAAGAUUUUGAUUGUUGUUGCUGCCACGAUGUUGAUCCUAGCUGUUCUUGGGCUCGCGUUCUCAAUAUGCGGAAUGGAGUCACUCGUCUAUGUGUUGGUGUUUCUUGGGUGGAUUCUGGUUGCAGCAACGCUUUUGCUCUGUGGCACCUUCCUUCUGCUACACAACGUGGUGGGUGACACCUGCGCCGCCAUGGGCGAGUGGGUGCAGCGCCCGCAGGCGCGCACGGCGCUCGACGACAUCCUCCCCUGCGUCGACACGGCGGCGGCCGCGGACGCGCUGGCGCGGAGCAAGGACGUGACGCACCACCUCGUCACCGUCCUCAACGGCGUCAUCGCCAACGUCUCCAACGCCGCCGCCGCCGGCCUCCCGCCGCCGCUCUACUACAACCAGUCCGGCCCGCCGGUGCCGCUGCUGUGCAGCCCCGGCGAACGCUGCGACCCCGGCGAGGUCGACCUCGCCGCCGCGCCGCGCGCGUGGCGCGAACGCGUGUGCCGCACCACCCGCGCCGCGGCGGCGGCGCCGGAGGUGUGCGCCACCGUCGGGCGCCUCACGCCGGCGAUGUACGCGCAGAUGGUGGCGGCGGCGAGCGCGUGCGACGCGCUGUCGCGGUACGGGCCGGUGCUCGCCGACAUGGCGGACUGCGCGUUCGUCCGGCGCGCGUUCCGGGUGGUCGGCGACGAGCACUGCCCGGGGCUCGGCAGGCACAGCGCGGAGGUGUACCGGGGCUUGCUCGCCGUCGCCGUCGCCGCGCUGGCGUCGGUGGUGCUGUGGGUGGCGCACUCGAGGGAGAGGCGGCGGCGGCGCGACGCCGUGGAGCUCAGGGCGGCGGCGUCGCCGUACACGGUGCAUCACUCUCAUUUGGAGGAAGGAGCGCUCUUGAAGAGCCCCAGAAUGAUGUACAGAUAGAAACUUACUUUUGCUCUCUUUUUUAGAACACAAAACACUUUUGCUUUUCUGCUAACUGGAAUAUUUGAAAUGUCUCGCCGCUCGCCGGCCAAAGUAUAUUAAGAGUUUAGAAAGAAUGUCUUACCUCCCUUUAAAAUAUA
This is a messenger RNA of Oryza sativa Japonica Group (Japanese rice), 2091 nucleotides long. RefSeq lists its product as uncharacterized. Gene Ontology annotation, cellular component: plasma membrane; plasmodesma. The record is from RefSeq and is a predicted model, not a curated record. NCBI's taxonomy places the organism in Eukaryota, Viridiplantae, Streptophyta, Magnoliopsida, Poales, Poaceae.